Vitrella brassicaformis is the source of this 2180-nucleotide messenger RNA. NCBI's taxonomy places the organism in Eukaryota, Vitrellaceae. The record is from the annotation of a GenBank genome assembly.
GUUCGGCACGGGACUUCCGUGACUUGCCUGCGUUCAUUUGCAAGAUGCAAGCCACCGCCAACUUCUUCCGGCGCCAGUUCGGCGUGUCUGAGGAGCAUGCAAGGGAGGACUUUGUCCGCCGGCAGCAAGACAGGUGGCACAUCUCCCGCCGUCCGUGUCCUGAUCCUCUCGACUGUGACUUCCGCGUGGCGCUCGGCUUCCUCCCCGGCGAGAAGACGACGCGAGGCGACGUCCUCCGUGCUGCCAAGAAGGUCACCGACUGGUAUCAUCCCGACAAGCACGGCAGUCACGACACAUUCAUCCACUUCAACCAGGCCAAGGAGGUGCUCGCGACUCCCCGGCUGGCCAAGGAGUACAACGAGGCCGUCGAAGAAGAGAAGGAGUUGCAGGAGGAGGAGGGCGGGCAGAUCGAUUGGCGCCAGUUCAACAGGCGGUUCCUCAAGCGUGCCGAGAAGAAGAACCGGGUCGUCAAGGCUGCCGGUACCACCCCUCAGCCCUCCACUUCGCAUGGUGUGCCCCGUGCCAAUUCGACGGCUUCCACUGCAUCUACCCCCACAUCGGUGGAGCCGGAAUCGGCGCAGGACAUCCAGAUGUGCCACCUCUGCCUCGACGGGUCUGGAUCGAUGGGGGGCGAGCGUGUCCAGAAGGGCAAGAAGGCACUCAAGGAACUGCAGCCCCGACUGGACGUGACGCCGACCAAUGUCCACCUGAUAUCAUCCAAGGGCGACAGCCGCCUUAUCUAUCGACACACGGAUAUUCUGACGGAGAGCAACCUGGCAGGCGCGUGGACGACAGGGGGCGGCACAUACCUGUGGGAGUACAUCUACACGGCGACCAAGGACUACAAGGAUCUGCAGCACGAGAUCAUCAUCAUCACGGACGGCGAAGACAACCAUUCGCCUGCGCCAUUCAGCGGGCUCGACGGCUUCAACGAGCUGAUGAAUCGCAUGAAGGGGUAGGGUGCACACACGCAGGACAAUCGUCCAUCCACCCAUUUCCCUGCUCUGCGUGACUUUCUUCAGCAAAAUCCGCAUCUCCCUGCUGCUCAUCGGCAACAGUCUCAGCACCAAGAGCGCCACGGUGUACCGCGACCUGUGCCUCGCCACCGGCGGCGUCUAUCACCACCAGGCCGACUCGUCCCAGAACUUCUCGCUGGUCAUGCAGAACUUCAUCGCCCCCCUGCUCCUCACUGAGGCCGAGCGAGACAUCGUGGCCUGCGAGCAGAAGCACGAGUACGAGAGCCUGGUGGCCCAGGGGCAGGCGACGGCGUUCGAGUGGUACCUCCCCAUCACCAACGGACCGAUGGACGAGACCGGCGGGGCCGUGGCAAGACCAGCGGGACCGAGUGCCCCCACACCCACCCCCCGGCGGGUGCAGCAGCUCAACUCACAGGUUACUGUGACUACUCUCUGACUUGAUGGGCCUGCUGUGUGUGCAUGUAAUGCAGCUUUUGUCUGCAUGUGUCAUGCUCUCCCUCCCCGUGCUUUUUCUGCAAGCGGGGCUGUUUUGAUGCAUUGAUUGAUGCGUGUGAGCAAGAGAAGAGGAGUGCAUUUGAUAUGCAUCAUGUGUGUACAUGCUACGCGUGCUUGGGAUCAUGUUUUAUUCAUUACCUUCUGUGCUUUCCCGUGAGUGACUUUUUGCCGAUUGGGGGAGCGCCAUCGUAGUGUAUCUAUCUCGUGAAUAUUGACGCUUUUUUAUCAAUAUACAGGUUGGUGUGUGCGGCUUGGCUUCGUCGGUCGUUGUCGUGGGUCUGGGGAAUGUCUGGGGUGUGGCAUUAAGAAAGAAGCUGUCUCAUGUUAUCCUUCGGUUGGCUCUGCUACGUUGUCACCAGUCUACCACGCAAAAUGGCAUCUCACCAACACUGAACUGACGCUCCUGCUUGGCAGGGGCGCCGAUGACGCGCGAUGGGUAGCGUGUGCUUGCUUGCACAGACGAAUGGCUUUUUUCUGACUUUUUUUUCCGGCCAUGUGUGUGUGUGUGUGUGUGUAUCAAGGUGAGAGUCACACUUUCAGGCAGCAUCCAUCCAUGCAUCCAGGCUGGCUGUGUGUCUGUCUGCCCUGGGUGGGACUGGCUGUGUGCCAUGCAUAGCAUGGAUGGACGCAUUGAAUUGUACUGCCGUGUUUGUUGCACACAGACAAGCGGGAUUCACUUGUCCUCAUGAAUGCAAGAUGGCCAGCUCA